UUGGGGCGGGCUGAGGUCUUUCCCGGGAAACCCAUCGUACUGAACAAAUGGCGCUUGUCUUUGAAGACGUUGCUUCAGUCCCAGGACGGACUCCACUGAAGGAGAGACAGAGAGACUAACUUUGCCCCCUUUCCAACCUUUCCAUACUCACGGCCAAGCGCUUCUCCUUAAAACGCAAGUGCUUUAAACACACAGCGAAAUGCCUGGCUAGAAGGGGAUGGGAAAGGAUGGACUUGAGCCUUUCCAAGGGGAACAGAGCCAAACAUAAAGAUGUGCAGAAGUCAGGAAAGUUCUAAGGAGAGCAGGUUCUGUGACUAUGAAAAGAGAGUGUCACCUCUAGUGAAGCAGGGUUAGAGUAGACACAGAGAGCCAUGGAAGCAAAGGUCCAGAAUGGGACACACAAGGCACGCAGGCCAGUUCUCUGACCGGAGAGGCUUCUAGACGGAGAUGAAACCUGACCCACCGAGAAGACAGAAGGGAACAAUCUCAGCAGGUGACACUAACUGGGAUUCCUAUGCUACCACGAUGAAGACUGCAUUCACACCAAAAACAGCGGCAGUGCGGGCUUUAGUUCGUCAAAAAGGCAUCCGAAGAUUAGGAUACACAUAUUCACUUAGUGAUCCUAUUUCCAAUCAGACACACUACAAUGAUGAGUAUGUGUGGAAAUCAUGUGCUAAUGAUUUUAUCAAAACUGGGACGUCAAGAGGAAAUGGGAGCCAUAAAUCACACUUCAAUCAAGACCUUUUUCAAUGGACUCUACCUCCAAGUCAAGCAAUGGCAACAUCAAAGAAUUGCCUCCCUUGGAAUAUCCCUGCUUCAAUGGAAGAAGUUCAGAAGGCAAUAUCGAAUCAGUUUAUUUCCCUUACUAAGAGAGACUUCGUGGACAUAGCAAAAGCCCAGAAGAUUAAGAAAAGUUUUCAAGUGUCUCCAGAAACAAAAAAGUGUCUUCCCCAACCUCUAGACACUGAAUUUCGACGAAAUUACCAAAUUCCAGCUAAGAUUCCUGAGUUUCAGGAUUUUAGUUUCAAAUAUGGAUGCUAUUCAAGUCUGCCAAUUGCCUCUCAGGGGCUGGUCCCGUCCGUGCUGCACAGUUACAUGCGGAAUCAGGAGCGCACGAAGCAGCAGACCACAUAUCAAAGCGACUAUGGGAAGGCCUACCUGGAUUUCCUAAUGAUUUUAAACUCCUUUACUCCCUCUCAAAUCAAAGAGUACCUUGCAAGUGUUUCGUACAAAGAUAGACAAAUUCUUGAUCGCUUCAUUCAUUCUCACUGUGACACUGACAAAGGGAAGAAAUUAGAAAGGAAACCAGUUUAACUGAAGAAAAUAUGAAAAUCAAUGGAGGCACUUGGGACUACCUCAUCGUUUUCUCAAUAAUCAAGAAAAAAUAAGAUGCAAAUUGCUCCAAACAUGUUGUGAAAGUCAUGAGUUUGUGAAUUUUAUUUUGUUUUAUUUUUAAACCAUAGAACUAUUUAAGGCUACAAAUUUCCCCAUGAAU
Messenger RNA from Tupaia belangeri chinensis (Chinese tree shrew), 1495 nucleotides. It is a transcript of the gene TEX26, whose product is annotated as testis expressed 26. Gene Ontology annotation, cellular component: cytoplasm. The transcript has 8 exons. The coding region runs from base 448 to 1314 and encodes 288 amino acids. Lineage: Eukaryota; Metazoa; Chordata; Mammalia; Scandentia; Tupaiidae. The record is from RefSeq and is a predicted model, not a curated record.